AUGGGUUCAACUACAAAAGGUGCCACUGCUGCCAAAAAAGCUACUUUAAAAGGUAUUAAUGGUAAAAAAGCUUUAAAAGUAAGAACUUCAACUACUUUCAGAUUACCAAAAACUUUAAAAUUAUCAAGAAAUCCAAAAUAUCAAAAAAAAUCAGUACCACAUUAUAAUAGAUUAGAUGCUUAUAAAAUUAUUAUUUCACCAAUUGCAACAGAAACUGCUAUGAAAAAAGUUGAAGAUUCAAAUACUUUAGUUUUCCAAGUUGAUAUUAAAGCUAAUAAACAUCAAAUUAAAAGUGCUGUUAAAGAAUUAUAUGAUAUUGAUGUUGAUUAUGUUAAUACUUUAAUUAGACCAAAUGGUACUAAAAAAGCAUACUUAAGAUUAACUGCUGAUCAUGAUGCUUUAGAUAUAGCUAACAAAAUUGGUUAUAUUUAA
This is a messenger RNA of Lodderomyces jiufengensis, 432 nucleotides long. It is a transcript of the gene RPL25, whose product is annotated as 60S ribosomal protein uL23. Gene Ontology annotation, biological process: translation; ribosomal large subunit assembly. Gene Ontology annotation, molecular function: structural constituent of ribosome. The transcript is spliced from 2 exons. NCBI's taxonomy places the organism in Eukaryota, Fungi, Ascomycota, Pichiomycetes, Serinales, Debaryomycetaceae. The coding region runs from base 1 to 432 and encodes 143 amino acids. The record is from RefSeq and is a predicted model, not a curated record. Gene Ontology annotation, cellular component: cytosolic large ribosomal subunit; ribosome.